Messenger RNA from Coffea arabica (coffee), 4235 nucleotides. Its product is annotated as NAC domain-containing protein 17. Lineage: Eukaryota; Viridiplantae; Streptophyta; Magnoliopsida; Gentianales; Rubiaceae. The record is from RefSeq and is a predicted model, not a curated record. Gene Ontology annotation, biological process: regulation of DNA-templated transcription. Gene Ontology annotation, molecular function: DNA binding.
CCGGCCCUACCCCCUCAGCCUUCCAAAGCCCGUCAACUCUUUUAUUCUUGUUAAUUAUUCCUUCUUUUGAUUAAAUCCCAUUUUUCUUUCUCGCCCUUCUUCUACUACUCCAUCACUUCUACUCUUCCAAGCAAGGCCUUUUGGGUCGUCGCCUUGGUCCCUUUAGGGUUUUCCUUCUUAUCUUCAUCCAUUCAUCCAAAUUUUUGUCCUUUGAUCGGUAGAAUAUUCAAUUUAUAUAUUUAAUUCUGAACUUAUUUGUUCAGAGUAGUGAGUAAUUUUUUGAUUGUUAAAGCGAGAUCCAAAAAGAUGAAGGUAAUUGAAGAGGAAAUCUCGUCUUGUUUUGGGAGUGGUAAAAUUUUUCCACCCGGAUUCCGGUUCCACCCCACCGAUGAAGAGCUGGUCCUCUACUAUUUGAAGAAGAAGAUGUGUCGCCGGUUUCAUCUGCUCGACGUCAUCGGCGAGACUGAUGUUUACAAGUGGGACCCAGAAGAGCUGCCUGGAUUGUCUAAAUUAAAAACUGGGGACAGGCAGUGGUUUUUCUUCAGUCCCAGAGAUAGGAAGUAUCCCAAUGGAGCGAGGUCCAACAGGGCAACCAGGCGUGGGUACUGGAAAGCAACGGGGAAAGAUCGGAUAAUUACAUGUAAUGCUCGUGAUGUUGGGGUGAAGAAAACCUUGGUUUACUAUCAAGGUCGUGCACCUUCAGGUGUGCGAACAGACUGGGUGAUGCAUGAAUACACCUUGGAUGAAGAAGAGCUAAAAAGAUGUCAGGCUGUGAAGGAUUAUUAUGCACUUUACAAGGUAUAUAAAAAGAGUGGACCAGGUCCAAAGAAUGGUGAACAAUAUGGUGCACCUUUUAAGGAGGAGGAGUGGGAUGAUGAAGGAGGUGAGACCAAUGGACUUAUUGACCACAACGACCAGGAGAAUCCUGUGAAGCUGGUUAAUGAAACAGCUCCUGUUAGUGAGAAUGGAAUUGUGUCUCAGCCGCAGUCCCAUUUAGAUGAUUUCGAGGAGUUUAUGAAUGGAAUGGCAAAUGAGCCUGUAGUUGUUCCAUCUCCUGCAGUGGACUAUGGAUAUUCUUUAGAGGAGCUCUUGUGCGAGGAGGAGGCCCAGAGUAAUCUAGUGGAUCAAUCCUCACGGGAAGUCAAUUUACAUGAUCAAAGCACAGCUGUUCACCCAGCCUGUCAGGAGUACAAUGUGCAGCCUAGCUUUGACUUGACACAGUCAGGUACAUCUCAAUUACAGUUGCACGAGGCAUCUGAGGUCACAUCUGUUCCACAGAGUUAUGCAUCAGCUCCUCAUGCGGUUGAAGGGGAUUUCCUGGAAGAUUUUCUAGAGAUGGAUGAUCUUCUUGGUCCACAACCAACUGUUCAGGCCUUUGGAAAAUCCGCUGUUGAAAAUCUGCAGUUUGAUGAGUUCGAUGGGUUGAGCGAGCUUGACCUGUAUAAGGAUGCACCCUUAUUUCUUAAUGAGUUUGAAACAGGGGAACAGGGGCAGAUUGCUCAACCUUAUAUGAAUAAUAUGGGCACUGAAGUUGUGGAUCCUGUUUCAAGUUUCUAUUUCAACGAUGGUUUAACGGAAACUAUAAACUGUGAGCAGACUUAUUUAAGCAAUCCAGAGGAGGUGAGUUUUCAACCAUGGUCACAUGAUCAAAGGAGCAGUGUCUUUGCUGCAACAGAAGCUCAUCAGGGGACCAUACAGCCAGCAAUCUCAGAUGGAUGGUAUGGGAAGACCAUGUCAUCUUCAACUUGGUGAAAACUCUACUGCCCAAGUGGAUAUGGGAGAGUUUGAGCCAGCUUCAAGAGCUCUUCUGCUUUUACUGUGGUGUAAGACUUAAUUGCUAAUAUUCAUAAGUUUUGGCAUGUUUAGGUAUGGGUUAUGAUGGUAACUUUUCCGAUCAUGGUUCUGGAGCUGAUCAAAAUCAGAGUGGCAAACAGGAUGGUACAGACUCUUGGUUUUCUUCUGCUCUCUGGUCUUUUGUGGAGUCUAUACCCACCACUCCUGCUUCAGCUUCAGAAAGUGCGAAUCGGGCCUUUGAGCGAAUGUCUAGCUUUAGUAGGGUAAGAAUAAAUAGUAAAAACACGAAUGUUGCUGCAGGUAGUAUCUCAGCAACUUCAAGUAGUUCAGUCAAAUGUAAGAGUGGAUUUUUCUGUUUUUCAUUGCUUGGUCUGUUAUGUGCCAUCUUAUGGAUGUUGAUAGGAACAUCUGUAAAAGUCCUGGGAAGAUGCAUAGCCUAGUAAUAAUGUAAAUUGAAGUUUUGCUGGUUUUACUCAAAAGUGUUUUAUACAAGUUGAACAUAGCUUAUGAAUGUUGCAGAAUCUCGUAUCAUAUAAUUCUUAAACCUUGGCAGCCCCUCGUCUGCAGGAAUUGCAAAGAGUAAACAGUGGCCCUGUUUUGUCUUACUUUAGCAUUCUUUUAUCUUAGCAUUUUUGUCUUACUCAGCAAUACUCAGCAAUUUUGUCUUACUUUAGCAUAGCAUUCUUUCCAUGUGGUAACUAGAAAGAUGAAUUUGUAUAAUUCCCGUCUCAUUGUAAGGAAUCUGCAUUUCUUCAAAAAAUUGUAGUUUAUCAUUAUAUGAUUUAUCAGUAGGCUUUGAGCGUUCCCAGGAUGAGGGAUUUAUUGUACUAUCCCAACACUUGGACUAGUUGAGUACGAUGUUACACCAACAGCUUCUGCCAGCAGCAAAGUCCGCAAGUGCUACGAGAAAAAUGGCGAGGAUGUUUGGGCUCAAGGAACUUGGUCUUCUUUGGCUAAAGGAGAUUAGCGAGAGCAGAAAAUGUUGUCGUCUUUCACUUGAUUUGAUUGUUAUUUGGAGAAGUUGUAAAUAGUUUGCUCCUACGUUUAUUCCCUGUCCAUUCAUUUUGUGUACUAACGUAUCUUCGUCUUUCUAACCUAGAUCAAGCUAUGAAUUGAGGAGGCAAUCAUUUGGUAAAGCUCCAAUCUCCAUUAAAGCUUAUUAGGGUUGUUUGUCUAAUAGUCUAUCCUCAAGCUUUACAUCUCUGAAAUGUUUGCGCAAAAUCUUUGUAUGGUAAAGAAUAAUAUGUUCAGCAACAUUGUCUUCAAAAUUUGCGAAAGAAAGUAAUUUCUCCAGUGAAGUCAUCUAUGAAUUUCUUACAUCAUAUGCACAAUGAAAUUUUGUAAGAUGUUGAGUAUACUUCCACAUGUAAACUGCUGCAAAAUUGAUAGGGGCAUCAAAUGGAAGCAUGGGGUUGUAGAGCAAAAUGGUUUACCUUGUACGGAAUUCUCAGUUUGCUAAUGAUAUAUUUGCAACAGAAGAAAAGGGCAAAAAAAAAAGUACAUUAGAUGUCCGGGUCUCUGUUACUCGUUUCUUUGGUGUAUCUUUUAGGGGGACCUUUCUUGAUCAACUAGCUAUAACUUGUUAGGAAUAGAAAAGCACAAACAGAUGAAUGUAAAAGAAAAAUUUAGUAAGAACUGACUGCAUUAUUAUGCUAGUAGCAGUACAGCUCAUUUUUUCUCAUUUCAAAUGUAAUUUAGCCUGUCCAGUGCGCAUUCUGGACCUUAAUUCAUGUUGCUAGUUGAAGUUUCUAAGUUGAUCUUCGAGUAUCUUUUGAAGUUGAUCUUACUCUUACGGUAUCCUUGUUCCCACUUCCGAUUUCAGUAGUCACAUUAUUGUUACCAUCUCAUGCUGAUGCUGCUACUAUAUAUUAUAACAACUGAAAAUCAGCCACCAGGAUACUUAAUCUCUAUCUUAGUUAGUUCCUCUUGCUGAUACAAAUCUGGGUUGAUCUUCAUGUUUCCUUGACUAUCUUUGAAACUGAUUUUAAUUAUGCUCAUUAUACGUUUUCCUUGAGCCCACUUUCGGCAAGAAUCUUGACUGUCUGCUGCAAGACUUGCCAAAAAAAAAAAAUUUUUUUUUUUUGUUUGUUCUCCCAGGUUUUGUCUUAGCUUUCUUCAGGCUUUGAUGGAUGGACGUUUGUGUUACUAUUGCAGUCAAGUUUGGUGUCUUAGCUUGAAGCAGAAAACCCUCAGUUGCAUGCACAAGCUACAGCUAAGGAAGCAGGCAGUCCUUUGUUUUGGGCAGAAUGUAUUGUUGUUCCAACUUGUAAAAGCUGUCGCCAUGGUUAUAAUGCAUGGACCAUUGCGCAAUUGGAUCUGUAGCAGUCUUUUGCUAACUGGUUUAUUGUGAUUGUAUUUCCUGGGGUAUGCCCCUUGUAGUUUUGUAUCUCCUUUGGGUAUCAAUAAAUAUCUUACCCAGCAAAAAAAAAAAAAGAUGUUAA